AUGGGUUCCAUAGACCAGAGACCACUUAUAGUCAACAAGCCCGCCGAGGGCAUAUCCUACUUCACACCCGCGCAGGUGCCUCCCGCCGGAACUGCCAAAGAUCCGCAAUCCGACAACCAUCCCAUCCCCAAGAUAUUCCAGCCUCUGACGAUCCGAGGCGUCACGUUCCAGAACCGCAUCUGGCUUUCACCUCUGUGCCAGUACUCUGCGCAGGAUGGCCACGUGACCGACUGGCAUCUGACGCAUCUCGGCGGCAUCAUCCAACGCGGGCCAGGCCUCACCAUGGUCGAAGCGACCGCCGUGACGCCCGAGGGCCGCAUCACACCUGAAGACAGCGGCCUGUGGCAAGACAGCCAGAUCGCACCUCUCAGACGCAUCGUCGAGUUCGCUCACGGCCAGUCGCAAAAGAUCGCCAUCCAGAUCGCCCACGCCGGCCGGAAAGCCAGCACCGUCGCCCCCUGGCUCAGUCUCGGCGACACCGCUCGGCCUGAGGCCAACGGCUGGCCGGACGACACGGUCGCACCCAGUGCGAUCGCCUUUUCGCCGACCUUCCCGCACCCCAACGCGCUGACGCUCGAGGGCAUCCAGCGCAUCAAGGACGACUUUGUGGCCACUGCGAAGCGCGCAGUCGAGGCUGGAUUCGACGUCAUCGAGAUCCACAACGCCCACGGCUACCUGCUGCACGAGUUCCUCAGCCCCGUGAGCAACAAGCGCACAGAUGCCUACGGAGGCUCGUGGGAGAACAGGACACGCUUGACGCGCGAGGUGGUCAAGGCGGUCCGCGCGGCUAUCCCGGCCGACAUGCCGCUUUUCUUGAGAAUCAGCGCCGACGACUGGCUUGAAGGCCAGGAUGAGUUCCCGGAGUCUUGGACGCUGAAGGACACGGUCAAGCUUGCGCCAAUCCUCGCGGAUCUGGGCGUCGACUUGCUGGACACCAGUUCCGGCGGUGUCCACCCAAGUCAGAAGAUCAAGGGUGGUCCGGGAUACCAGGCGCCGUUCUCAAGGGCGGUCAAGGACGCCGUCGGAGAUAAGAUGCUAGUCACGGCUGUCGGAUCGAUCACGAACGGACCACAAGCCGAGGAGAUUGCGCAGUCAGGCGUUGAUGGUAUCUUCGUGGGGAGAUUCUUCCAGAAGAAUCCAGGUCUGGUUUGGACCUUUGCAGAGGAGUUGGGAACCGAGAUUCAUGUCGCGAACCAGAUUGGCUGGGGAUUUGGAGGGCGUGCAGGUGGCAAGGGAAAGCAUUAG
Molecule: messenger RNA, 1245 nt
Organism: Exophiala spinifera
Lineage: Eukaryota; Fungi; Ascomycota; Eurotiomycetes; Chaetothyriales; Herpotrichiellaceae
Exons: 1
Coding region: 1-1245 (414 amino acids)
Cellular component (GO): intracellular anatomical structure
Molecular function (GO): FMN binding; NADP binding; NADPH dehydrogenase activity
Source: RefSeq, a predicted model, not a curated record